Rangifer tarandus platyrhynchus (Svalbard reindeer) is the source of this 690-nucleotide messenger RNA. NCBI's taxonomy places the organism in Eukaryota, Metazoa, Chordata, Mammalia, Artiodactyla, Cervidae. The record is from the annotation of a GenBank genome assembly.
AUGAAUUGUGAGUAUAGGAAACGUUCAUUUGAAUGCGGAAUUGAAAAUCUGAAAGCAAGGUUCACCAGGAGCAAAACAAAGAUCACUGAUUUGCUUCAUGAGAACUUUUCAAAGAAACGAGGGGAACUCCUAUUCGUCAGGCAUCUACUAUCAGCCCCACUCAACUUCUCCCGCGGGCGCUGCACAACUCUGGUGACCGCCUUAUCGGCCCUUUGGGACCGGAAACCCAAGCCCGCCGGGGUUCUCUGCCGGCGAGGGGCGGAGCCAGAACGCGAUCGACAGUCCUCAGAAGUUCGUCCGGCGCCGCCCCAGCCGCAACAAGGCGCAGCUUCCACUGAGAGAACCCUGGCCCAGCUCAGGGGGAUUCUGAGGCAGAACGAGGAGACCGACACGAAGCCAUCCUGCCUUCGGUACUCGGAGACCACGGGGGCCUGCUCCACUGAGUCCCGCCGGGCCUCAGGAGAGGCGGGGCUUCCCGGGCGCGACGGCGGCCAGACCCGGCCUGCGGCAGGGCGGGGCCUGCGAGCGCGAGGCCCCCAGGCUGAUGUGCGGGGCUGCCCGAGGUGUGCCGGAUACCGGGCUCAACAUUUGCCGCCAGCUUCUUUAGUCCUCAGGUCCGACCCGUCGCUUUUCCUGAGCCGCUACCUUCUCGACCUUCUUUUCUAUCUCUUUGUCACUUUAACUGCUUGA